UCAGAUCAGGGGCAAAAAAAUACACAAACUUCUCUCAGUUUCCAUUUUUGCCUUUCACUGCAAAGGAAAAGUAGUAAAUAAAACCAGAAAAAUUCAAAAUUUGUUUUAUAAAAAAUAUAUAAAAACAGAAAAAGAAAAUAAAAGAAAAUCAGCUCCUUCCAUUUCUGAGCCUCUCCCUAUAUAUUCCUCACACCAGACUCCACAAAACUUUCUCUCACUCUCUUUCUCUCUCCAAAACAAAACAACCCUUUUCUCUCGCUAGAAUUUAUGUUUGUAUAAAUAAAUUUGCAAUUUUGUUUGGUGACUGAAUUUGCAUUAGCUGAUCAAAAAAUUGAAACACAAAUUAAAAGAACUAGAAGACGAAGAAGAAGAGGGCAUAUUGUAGAGGAGGAUGAACAUGCCCUCUAUUUAUAUUCUCAUUAUGCCUCCUCUCAGAUCUUAAAUUAUCAAUUUUGAUGAGAUUUACCGUCUGGGUUUUUCUUUAAUCAGUGGAUUCUGUUUGAUUGAUUCUAGAUUGUUGGUUGGCUGAUUGAUCGUUGAAGGAUCUGUUAAGUUUUUGACUUUUGUGUCAAACGAAAAUAUAGGAGUUUUGUUGUGUGUUUUUUCUUAAUUGUCCGAAUAAAGUGUGAAAUACGUCUACUGAAUUGAAGCAGGUGCUUGAUUGUCUAAAAAGAGAUUAAAGAGGAAAAAAAAUGCAAUCUGAUAGUGGCAAGCUGUUCAUUGGGGGAAUUUCAUGGGACACCGAUGAAGAACGGCUCAAGGGCUAUUUUCGAUCUUUUGGGGAGGUGGUGGAGGCUGUGAUAAUGAAGGAUCGCACCACAGGGCGUGCCCGUGGAUUUGGUUUUGUUGUAUUUGCUGACCCAGCUGUUGCAGAGAGAGUCAUUAAGGAAAAACACAGCAUUGAUGGCAGAAUGGUUGAGGCAAAAAAGGCCGUUCCUAGGGAUGACCAGAAUAUUCUGAAUAGAAACAGUGGUGGUAGCAUCCACAGUUCUCCCGGUCCAGGGCGUACAAAAAAGAUUUUCGUAGGAGGCUUAGCAUCCACAGUCACAGAAAAUGAUUUUAAGAAUUAUUUUGACCAGUUUGGGACCAUCAUAGAUGUUGUGGUGAUGUAUGAUCAUAACACACAGAGGCCAAGGGGAUUUGGGUUCAUCACUUUUGAUUCUGAGGAGGCAGUGGACAAAGUUUUGAUGAGGACUUUUCAUGAACUGAAUGGAAAAAUGGUUGAGGUCAAGAGAGCUGUUCCCAAAGAGUUAUCACCCGGUCCUAGUCGCAGCCCACUUGGUGGAUAUAAUUAUGGUCUAAAUAGGGUUAAUAGCUUCCUUAAUGGCUACACUCAGGGAUAUACUCCAGGUACAGUUGGAGGCUAUGGACUUAGGAUGGAUGGCAGAUUCAGUUCAGUUGCUGGUGUCCGAAGUGGUUUCCCUCCAUUCGGUUCUGGUUAUGGAAUGGGUAUGAAUUUUGAGCCAGCAUUGAGCCCUAGUUACGGGGGCAAUGCAAAUUUUAAUAGCAAUCUCAGCUAUGGGCGGGGAAUGAAUCCUUACUAUAUUGGUAAUACUAAUAGCCUUGCUAGACCUAUAGGAUAUGAUGGAGGUAAUGGAGGAAAUACUUCAUUUUUCAGCUCGGCAACAAGAAACUUGUGGGGAAAUGGGGGGCUAAAUCAUAACUCCAACUCUACAAGUUCAAAUGCAUACAUGGGAUCUGGAACUGGAAGCCUUGGAGGAAGCACCUUUGGCAACAGUGGGGCUAAUUGGAGUUCUUCAUCACUUCCAGUUCAAGGUGGAGGAAAUAAUGUUUCUAAUAGCAAUCUGAGUUUUGGGUAUGGAAGUGGUGAAAAUAGUUUUGGUUUGGGCAUAGGUAGUUAUGCAAGAAACAGUGGGAACAAUGUGGGAGCAACAAUAUCACAUGCUGCAUCAAAUGGUAGUUUUGAUGGAGCAUUUGCUGACCUUUAUGGUGGUAGUUCAGAUUAUGGGGACCCCACUUGGCAGUCAUCAAAUUCUGAGCGAGAUGGAUCUGUUUCCUUUGGUUAUGGUCUUGGCAAUGCCACUUCUGAUGUUCCAGUCAAAACUUCCCCUGGUUAUGUUGGUGGUUAUAGUGUUAAUAAGAGACAGUCAAAUAGAGGAAUUGCUACCUAGCUGGAUCAUUUCUGUUAUCACGAAAUAUUAGGUGGAGAUAUUCUGGUGACCAGGUGAAUUGUGAAUUUCGCACAUCCUCUCAUUAGCAUAUUUCAGUUAAAACAAAUUGGUUAUCUAGAGCUAACUGGAGUGCCUGCUCUGAAGAAUUAAAUUUAGGGAUAGAAGUUAUAAGGGAUUUUGUGUCAAGGAUCGAGUUUUGAGUUACAUUUUAGGUUUUUCUUUUCUUGUUCUUUGAUUGAGAUGUAAAAUCAGCUUGCGGGAUAUAGUCAAACUGCAUCAAUGCAUCUCCGGUGAGGCUGGCGAUACAAAAAGAUUUAGACUUUUUUUUUUUUUUUUUUACUCCCUAGUUUUUUAUGCCCUGUAAUUUCUGGCUAAGUUGUGGAUUUUUCAGCCAUGUCUUGUUCUUCCUACUUCCCAUUGAUUGGGAUCGUUUUUCAGCAGAUUGUACCCCAAAUUCUUGUUGAUUUUACUAGUGUGAAACGUUUAAGGGAUACCCAUCUAGGGUCCCCACGAAUAAGUUGCCACA
Populus nigra (black poplar) is the source of this 2658-nucleotide messenger RNA. RefSeq names its product heterogeneous nuclear ribonucleoprotein 1-like. NCBI's taxonomy places the organism in Eukaryota, Viridiplantae, Streptophyta, Magnoliopsida, Malpighiales, Salicaceae. Gene Ontology annotation, molecular function: RNA binding. The transcript is spliced from 6 exons. Bases 693 to 2132 code for a protein of 479 amino acids. The record is from RefSeq and is a predicted model, not a curated record.